Molecule: messenger RNA, 486 nt
Organism: Aegilops tauschii subsp. strangulata
Lineage: Eukaryota; Viridiplantae; Streptophyta; Magnoliopsida; Poales; Poaceae
Source: RefSeq, a predicted model, not a curated record
AUGGCCGCUCCUCCACCUCCCCCUCCCCCUCCACCACCGCGGCCCAACCCUGUCGCCGGCGGCGGCUCGCCCGCCACACCGCCCUCCUCCCAGACCCACCACCAGACCCUUCUCACCCUCUCUGCCUUCACGCGCGGGGCGCUCUUCGUGCCGGACCCGACGGCUUCCACCUCCGCGCCCAACCAGCCGCUCGUCUCCCCCCUCGUCGGAGUCUUCAUCAACCAGCACGUUCCCAUCGUGCUCACGCUCAACCCCCCAACUUCUCCCACUGGCGCACUCUCUUCGAGGUCACCGCGGCGCGACGGCAAGCCGUCGCCGUCUGGGAGUCCAUCUGCACUCUCUUCCUCGAGAACGCGGAUGUUUCUCUCCACCGAAUUUCGCCGCAUCGAGCAAGGUUCCUCGUCCAUCCUCUCCUUCUUUGCACGGCUCAAGGACUGCGCCGACCGCCUCGCCGAGCUCGGCGCGCCCGUCACCGAUCGCGAUUAG